CGGAGUAAUUGAUAACUGCCUCCGGUCGAAGCGAAAGUAAACGUGGAGAAUACAGCAGAAUAGCAUGACAGUUGACAUUUCCUCACACCAGAUGAGGGAAGAUGUUAGCCAUGGACCAAGGCGUGGUGGAGGAAUGGCUGUCUGAAUUUAAGACUCUGCCAGAGACAGCCAUCUCCAGCUAUGCAGCCUCACUGAAAGAGAAGGGCUCUCUGGUCCCAGCACUCUACAAAGUCAUCCGGGAAAACUACAGUGAUCUCCUGGAGCCGGUGUGUCACCAGCUCUUUGAGUUCUACCGCAGCGGGGAGCCCCGUCUGCAGCGUUUCACUCUGCAGUUCCUGCCGGAGCUGAUCUGGAGCUACCUGUCCGUCACAGCCGGCCGAGACCCCCACUGCAGCGGCUGUAUAGAGGCCCUGCUGCUGGGCAUCUAUAACCUGGAAAUUGUUGACAAAGAUGGUCAAAGCAAAAUAUUGUCCUUCACUGUCCCUUCAUUAUCUAAACCUUCAGUCUACCAUGAGCCCUCCACUAUUGGCUCCCUGGCCUUGACAGAAGGAGCUCUAGCCAAUCAUGGGUUGAGUCGAGUUGUGUACAGUGGACCUCACCUCCAGAGGGAGACUUUUACAGCACAGAACAGAUUUGAGGUCCUGACAUUCCUGUUACUGUGCUACAAUGCUGCUCUUAGCUACGUGUCCAGCUCUUCACUCCAGUCUCUCUGCCAGCUGAGCUCCAGGGUCUGUAUCUGUGGGUAUCCAAGGCAACAGGUGCGUCGAUAUAAAGGCAUCAACAGUCGUAUGAUGGUUACAUCAGAGUUCUUGGUUCAGCUGAUCACUGGCAUUCAUUUUGCUCUGUGUAACGGCGAGGUGGACCUUGGCUCCAGGGCUCUGGAUGACGUGCUGUACCGGGCCCAGCUGGAGCUCUACCCAGAGGCUCUGUUGGUGGGCAAUGCCAUUAAGUCAUCACUCCAUGGCGUAGCCCUCAAGUCCAACAAGGAGGGCACACGCAGCAUUCAGGUGGAGAUCACUCCCACGUCCUCCAGGAUCUCCCGAAACGCCGUCACAAGCCUGUCUAUCCGUGGCCACCGCUGGAAGAGACACGACGCAGUGGAUCUGGGUUCCCCGGAUGAGCUGAUGGAGAUCACUGAGGUAGACGAGGGCUUCUGCAUGCAGGGAGGCGCAGAGGGAGGCAGCCCCCCCACCAUCGUGGUCAGCAACAACACUGCCGUGUCCACCACUGUAAGCGGAGGAGGGGUCAAGCUAACAGGCAAGGGCCUCCGCAGGCUGGGAGGGAGCAAAGCCAGCAAAGAAAAGGAGAAAGAGAAGGAGAAGGAGAAGGAGUUGGCCACAGCGGCAGAGCAGCUGUCCCGUAAGCAAGGAGGCGGCAGAGCUAUGAGCGAGAACCUGGAGCUGCUGUCAGUCAAGCGUCUCACCCUCACCUCCAGCCAAUCAGUGCCUAAGACAGCUGCGCUCAGCCUCUCCCGUACAGCCAGCGCCGUGUUCUCCCGCUCCUUCGAGCAAGUCAGCAACGCGCUGGCCGUCGCCGCCGGGAACCCCAACCGCGCGCCCAGCCCUGCCCCCAACCACACCACGGAGGGAAACCGCUUCUCAGCCUGCAGCCUGCAGGAAGACGGGCUGACUUAUGUGGCGGGCGGGGUCGAGCACCUGAGCCCCGCCCCACAUCACAAGCAGUGCUCCCCGAGUAUCAGUAUCCACCUCGCCUCUGACCUGUGAGGUUUGACCUUUAACCUGUGACAUAUAACAGUAGGAGCCUCCAGUC
Molecule: messenger RNA, 1770 nt
Organism: Chanos chanos (milkfish)
Lineage: Eukaryota; Metazoa; Chordata; Actinopteri; Gonorynchiformes; Chanidae
Gene: hycc1
Product: hyccin PI4KA lipid kinase complex subunit 1
Exons: 11
Coding region: 102-1724 (540 amino acids)
Biological process (GO): protein localization to plasma membrane; phosphatidylinositol phosphate biosynthetic process
Cellular component (GO): plasma membrane
Source: RefSeq, a predicted model, not a curated record